AGUAAUUAAAUUCCAUAUGAACGCUUCCCGGCAAUAAUAUUUGUGUACUAAAACUGACAAACACAUUGUCAAUAACGAAAUAGAUUACAAUGAAAACCGUUACUAUUUUUACAGAUCACUCAUCACUGAGUUGUUGGUAACAUUUAAAAUAUCUUUUUUUACGCCAUAAAUUGAACUUGAAAACUGCGACUAAUGACAAAUCGCAAAAGGUUUGAACUUUGAAGAAAUCUCUGUUUUGAAAAAUUGGAGAAAGGUAAAUGAACUUUUUACGCAGGCUAAGCACGUCUUCAAAACGAACACGCUCAGAUUCAGAGUCGAAUGACACUCCAAAUACAUCAGAGGAAAGCCACGAAACACGAUCGCGAAAUAGGUCACGUGCUCGCUCACUCGGCCCAACCUCUAGGCUCCGUUCUAAAAGUAAACGACAGUGUUUUCUUGAAGCUUACACAUCUGAUUUCUGGAUGCGGAAUUUUCCUGAAGAAACCAACGUGACUUGGAUACAAUUUCGAGCUGCUUUUGUGUUGGACUAUAAAAACAGAUUAGAGGAAUUUUCUGAAAAAGGACAUUUGAAUGUUGUACUUGACGAUGCGCGUGAAAAACUGUCCAACAAGAACCAAAUUGUAUCCAAAAGACGGUACAUGGAGUUUGUCGGUUGUAAUUCCUGUCCCGAUGAGAUGUGGAACAAGAUAGCUGAGACUGCGGCAAAAAUAAUGUUUAAACAAGCUGUCGAGGAUUCAUUGUGCUUGUCAUAAAGGAAAGUGCAAAUCUGACGAAAACAUAAUCAUGUGAAAUUUCUCUAUUUCGAAAAACGUGAAGGAAAGAAGUCAGUGUCCCUCUAUGGCUUCAAUAAUUACAUUUUCAUGAAGGAUUUUUAAAUCCUUUAAACUCUUUAACAAAUAUCCACGAUGUAUUUGUACAUAAUGCAUAUACGCGUAAUGAGACAUUUUAGCAGUAGAAUAAUCACAUCAGUGUUUUUGUAGCGGGUGCAAAAAGCCAUCAAACAGGAACAGACGUCUGUCCAAAAAAAUUGAACUCACUAAAGAGUAGGAAAAUGUGAAAAGGACAUUGCUGCCAAUGCAUUCUGGGUUUUGGAAUUUAGGGGGGGGUCAAAGUUUAAUCUGUAUAUUGGGCAAAAAAAUGUGUUUUGAAAACUACACACGCAAUUUUUGACUAAAUACAAUCAUUCAAAGAAUUUUGCCAACCA
Messenger RNA from Xenia sp. Carnegie-2017, 1204 nucleotides. RefSeq lists its product as uncharacterized. The record is from RefSeq and is a predicted model, not a curated record. NCBI's taxonomy places the organism in Eukaryota, Metazoa, Cnidaria, Anthozoa, Malacalcyonacea, Xeniidae. The transcript has 2 exons. The coding region runs from base 258 to 752 and encodes 164 amino acids.